Molecule: messenger RNA, 453 nt
Organism: Penaeus vannamei (Pacific white shrimp)
Lineage: Eukaryota; Metazoa; Arthropoda; Malacostraca; Decapoda; Penaeidae
Source: RefSeq, a predicted model, not a curated record
AUGAGAGUGGCUGGCAAGAUCAAAGGUGCCCCUGUGGAGAUGGUAGUGGACACAGGAUCAGAGCUGACAUUUAUCAGGAAGGAUCUGAUUGUAUCCUGUGGUAUACCUAAGGCUGGCCAGAAAUUAUGCGGUGUUACUGGUGAUUGUAUACCCAUGAGAGGCCCAGUGUGGGUGAGCCUAAAUGUGGGUGACGUGAUAGAACGUUUACCAGUGUUUGUAGCCGAGAUGGAGGAUCCCUGCUUGCUUGGGCUGGAUUACUUGGCACGUGUGGAGGCGUGUGUGGAUCUCCAGAGAAGAAGGAUGACAGUAAGAGGUCAUGAGGUGCCUCUAAUCCUGGGAGAACAUGCCCUAGUGGCACAGACAGGAGGAGGCCAAGCUAGUAGUGCAACGGGAAGUAAUACCAAGCCACCUGGAGGACCUAGUUCAACGGAGCAUCAAGCAUCUAACAAGUGA